CUAGUUGUUUACAUACCCCUGUACUAGAAUCCUUGCCAUUUUUUAGACAUCUCCCAUGCGUACUACAGUGCCUGCCUUUGGCGAGAGCCAGUUUACCUGUUAUUUUUGGCCUAUACUCCACUAUCCAUGAGCUUAUCCACUGUUUAGCUGUUUAUAGGCACACAUCAGCAUCUUCAAAGUUUUUUUCCUUUUACUUCUCUCAAUCCUUACGUUUUGUUUCUGUGGACGCAAAACAUCAAACGCCUGGAUUCUUUAUCACAAGAUAUGGUUGAACUACGAAAGCGCAAGGCGCCAGCACAAGCCCCUGCGCCAGAGCGAAAGGUCAAGAAAGUUCAGGAAUCCACGAUAUCUCGAGAACCGGAUGUCCCUAAGGCCAGUUCCAACGAUAAGGCUCCAAAAGUUGGCGACAAACUAGACUUGGACAACUUUGGUGGUGAUAUUGAGACUAACGAUGGCCAAAAAACCACGCUGAAAGAUCUUGUCGAUGCUAGUAAAGCCGGUGUCGUGCUGUUCACGUACCCCAGAGCUUCAACCCCAGGCUGUACCAAACAGGCCUGUUUGUUUCGUGACAACUAUGACUCUAUCACGGAGAGUGGUCUAUCGAUCUACGGCCUUUCAGCGGACUCGCCGAAGGCAAAUACCACGUUCAAGGCUAAACAAAGGUUGCCAUACCCUCUUCUCUGCAAUCCUACCGCUACAUUGAUAGCAGCUCUUGGACUCAAAAAGUCGCCAAAAGGCACAAUUAGAGGAGUCUUUGCUAUCGAUAAACAUGGCAAAGUCUUGAUAAUACAGGCUGGAGGCCCUGAUGCAACGCUUGACGCUGCACGAAAACUGGUUGCAGAAUUGAAGGAACAAAGUUCUAAAGACGAAACCCGGCACGCGAGUCCACCAGCUAAGGCUGAAUAGUCAAAGUACCAGACAUAUCGAGACUUUGAAGUGGCCAAUUGCUACAAGCACCGUGUGGCAUAAGCACUAUAUGCAGUUCCAAAUC
This is a messenger RNA of Aspergillus welwitschiae, 991 nucleotides long. RefSeq names its product thioredoxin peroxidase DOT5. Gene Ontology annotation, cellular component: cytoplasm. The coding region runs from base 265 to 906 and encodes 213 amino acids. The record is from RefSeq and is a predicted model, not a curated record. Gene Ontology annotation, molecular function: thioredoxin peroxidase activity. NCBI's taxonomy places the organism in Eukaryota, Fungi, Ascomycota, Eurotiomycetes, Eurotiales, Aspergillaceae. The transcript has 3 exons. Gene Ontology annotation, biological process: cellular response to oxidative stress; cell redox homeostasis.